This is a messenger RNA of Ruditapes philippinarum (Manila clam), 1609 nucleotides long. RefSeq names its product L-threonine 3-dehydrogenase, mitochondrial-like. The transcript is spliced from 10 exons. The record is from RefSeq and is a predicted model, not a curated record. Gene Ontology annotation, biological process: L-threonine catabolic process. NCBI's taxonomy places the organism in Eukaryota, Metazoa, Mollusca, Bivalvia, Venerida, Veneridae. Gene Ontology annotation, molecular function: L-threonine 3-dehydrogenase activity. Bases 164 to 1279 code for a protein of 371 amino acids.
UAGUCGAUAUAUUGGCGACACACCUCCAGUAACGUAGAUUCUGAUUGGUCAAUAACGGGGGCUUGGCUCACACGUGGAUGUUAAACAUUUUUGUUGAUACGACGGUCGUAUUUUUAUUACUUACUUGGAUAUUUAAUUAAAUAAUCACAAUCAAAGUAAGCAGAUGUCAUUGCGGACAGUCCUUCACUUCGUUAGCAGACGAACUUUUCAGGGAAGGGCGUGUCAGCAGCAUUUAGCGCCAGCAUGUAUACUAAAGCGGGAAUUUCACGAGGAUUUCCUGAAUAAACAGAAGAAUCUGGAUCACCCAACCGUGUUAAUCACAGGAAGCUUGGGACAGUUGGGUCAAGGCCUGGCAAAGAUAUUGAGAGCACGAUAUGGGCGAUAUAACGUACUUAUGUCAGAUAUUAUCAAAGCACCAAACAAAAUUCUUGAAACAGGACCAUAUGUCUAUGCAGAUAUUCUCGACUUUAAGAACCUACAGGAGAUUGUGGUUAACUACAGGGUAGACUGGAUCGUACACUUUAGUGCCCUUCUCAGUGCCAUAGGAGAACAAAAUGUGCCGCUUGCCAUGAGGGUCAACAUUGAGGGACUACACAAUAUACUCGAGAUCUCAAACCAGUACAACUUGAAACUGUUUGUUCCAAGUACUAUAGGUGCUUUUGGUCCUGACUCCCCAAGAAACCCCACUCCUGACCUCACCAUACAGAGACCCAGGACUAUCUACGGGGUAGCCAAGGUACAUGCAGAGCUUCUGGGAGAGUACUAUAAUCAGCGGUUUGGAAUGGAUUUCCGUAGUCUGAGGUUUCCAGGCAUUAUAUCUUCGGAUACCAACCCAGGAGGAGGAACAACAGAUUAUGCAGUAGCCAUUUUCCACGAGGCGUUAAAGAAGGGACACUAUCAAUGUUACCUGGAACCAGAUACCAUGUUACCUAUGAUGUAUAUAGACGAUUGUCUCAGAUCUAUCCUAGAAUUCAUGGAGUUGCCAGAGGAUAAGUUAAAAAUGAGAACAUACAAUAUACAAGCUAUGAGUUUCACACCAAGAAUUCUUGCCGAGGCCGUGAAGGCAUAUGUACCGGACUUUGAGAUAACCUACAAACCGGACAGUCGACAGGCCAUUGCCGACACAUGGCCAAUGAAGUUUGACGAUUCGAGGGCACGUGCAGACUGGAACUGGACACAUCAUUAUGACGUAGAUGAUCUUUGCAAGGUCAUGUUUGACGCCCUUAUACCAAAAUAUAAAGACGCAGCGAAAAAGCAAGCUUCCGGUCAUUCCGUUUAAACAUUGACAUGAAAGAUGAAUAACGUAAGCGUCUGAUGACACUGAUUUUAUUUCCGUUUUUUAACAUCAUUCCACUUUAUUAGGCUGUAUAAGUGAAGCAAUAAUUGAAGACAAAAAAAUCACUUGAAUUACAUUUAUGCAUUAGCUAUUUAAGUUGAGGAGUGAAUAUUUUAACACGUCACGAAAUAGGCGAGCCAUCACCAUUAACGCGAUCUCUGGUUCCAAGGUUUUGGCGAUCAUCAACACUGGACAUGCGCAGUGCAUCGACUAGAGCCAAACAAUUGUUAGCACCAUUCCGUUAACCGUUUGUUAAGUUUUGAUUUACUUUGU